AGUCAAAUUGUUUUUAUUCAUAUGCUCCACACAAAAACAUCAGCAUCACCAAACACUGACUGGUUUUUAUCGCCAAAGGCAACCUCUGAGGAUCGAGAGGGGGCGGCUUUCUUUGUCUCCUUUUUUUAGAUGUUUCCUUGAAGUUUCUGUGCACCUUUGGGUGGCUCUCUGUUGUUAUUGUCUCUCUCUUUCCUCUGCCCUGUGUGAGAGAUAACUCAAGAAUCAACCUUUCACAUUAGUCAAUAGGCUGCAGUCCGUCUUUUCGGCACGGUAUAUUCUCUUGCUAGCUCAAGGGGAAGAUUUUGCAAAGCCGACACCCGAAAAUUUGGACGGUUGAUUGAAAGGAGAGAGAAAGAAAAAAAGGGGGGCCUUCUAUUCACUUUGUUCUUGCCCUUCUUCUUUUUCUCAAUCUUUUGCAAACAACUGUCUUCUGGGUUUUUGUGGGUUAGGUUUUCAUGGAAUCCCUACUCACAGAAUAUUCUAGUUCCUUGAAUGGGUUGAAGUUUGACCUUGGAUCGAUUUCGAUCCACCCAAAUCGUAAUCUCAUUAAUGGGUUCAAACACGAUGCUGAACCCAAUAACCCCAGUACCAGUGCAUCGCCGGCUUCCAGUAGCUUGGAGGUGGAAUCUCCAGAAGAUAGUGAUACCUCCAAUUCAAUUCUCAAGUUCAUAAGCGAGAUGCUCAUGGAGGAGGAGUUGGAGGAGAAAAACUGCAUGUUGCAGGAUUGCUUAACCGCCCUCCAGGCUGAAGAAAAAAAUUGGCAUGAUGUCCUCUACCAGAAGGAUACCCCUUCAUUAGAUCAUUCAUCGCCUUCUGUUAAUCAAAACUUCGAGAGUAGAUAUGAUCAUUAUUCCCCUGAAAAUAGCAAUUCUGAUGGUUGUUACAACUGUGCGACUGUAUCGAACCAUUUUAAGUUCAAUGGAGCUUGCGAGCAGAGUAAUUGCAAUGGCUCUCGUGCUGCUGUGAUUGAUUCUCCUUUUAGCUCCUAUCUGGAUCUUGACUCAUAUAGUGGAAUACAAGCAGCUAAUGAGCCCCUUUUAAGUGGAACUACUGAUAUACUUGGUGUUGGGGGUAACCGGACAGUGUUUCCAGAACCAAAAGAAGUAAUUGAUCACGCUGGGUCAGAGGGUGAGGGAAGUCAGUGUUCUCCGAACAGGGGAAAGAAAAGUCACGGACGGGAAGAUGGAGAGUACCAACAAGGAGGACGAAGUAACAAGCAGUCGGCUAUUUUCGUGGAAGAAGAGUUUGAUGAACAAACAGCUUUGUUUGACAAGGUCUUGCUUUGUCAAGGUGGAAGAGAUGACCAAUUAUGCCCUCUUUACGAUAACCCAGAAAAGUUAGAAAAUGAAGAGUUGCAGCAGAAUGUGCUGGCAAAAGGAUCCAGUAGCAGCAGCAGCAGCGGCAACAGCAGUGGCAGAACAUCACGCAGGAGGAAAAAGGGAAGUGAAGGGGAUAUGGUGGAUCUGUGGACCCUUUUGACUCAAUGUGCACAAUCCGUGGCAAGCAAUGAUCAUCGAAGUUCACAUGAACUGCUCAAACAAAUCAGACAGCAUUCUUCUGCCUAUGGCGAUGGCACCCAGAGGCUGGCCUAUUAUUUCGCCAAUGGCCUUGAAGCACGUUUGGUAGGCACAGAGACGCCAUCCUAUUCGAUGCUCAUAGGUAAUGGCGCAUCUGCUGCUGAAAUCCUCAAAUCCUACCAGGUCUACGUCCAAGCGUGCCCCUUUAAGAGGAUGUCGAAUUUCUUUGCAAACAGAACAAUCAUGAAAAGGGCUGAGGAAGCACAAAGGCUUCACAUUAUUGAUUUUGGCAUUCUCUAUGGCUUCCAAUGGCCCUGCCUCAUUCAACGUAUCUCGAGAAGACAAGGUGGCCCUCCCAAGGUCCGCAUGACGGGUAUUGAGUUCCCACAACCUGGGUUUAGGCCCUCGGAGAGGGUCGAGGAAACUGGGCGACGGUUAGAGAAGUAUGCCAAGAGAUUCAACGUGGACUUCGAGUACCAUGUGAUUGCAAAAAAGUGGGAAACCAUCCAGUUAGAGGAUCUGAACCUCGAAGGAGACGAGAUGAUUGCGGUCAACUGCUUGCACAGGUUGAAGAACCUGGCUGACGAAUCAGUGUCGAUGAACAGUCCGAGGGAUGCCGUUUUGAAUCUGAUAAGAAGGAUUAAUCCGGAUAUAUUCGUUCACGGGGUGGUCAACGGCUCCUAUAAUGCUCCUUUCUUUGUCACAAGGUUCCGAGAAGCGUUGUUUCAUUUCUCUUCGCUGUUUGAUAUGUAUGACGUGAAUUUAACUCGGGAGGAUCCCCAGAGGAUGGUCUUUGAGAAAGAGGUGUUUGCCAGAGAUGCAAUGAAUGCCGUCGCAUGUGAAGGUUUCGCCAGGGUCGAGAGGCCCGAGACAUAUAAGCAAUGGCAGAUCAGAAAUAUGAGAGCAGGCUUUAGGCAGAUUCCGUUGGAUGAAGAGAUAUUUAGGAAAGUGAAGAGAACGGUAAAGGCAGACUACCACAAGGAUUUCAUCAUAAAUCAGGAUGGAUAUUGGAUGCUCCAGGGAUGGAAAGGAAGAGUGAUCCAUGCACUCUCGUGCUGGGUACCCGCUUAGGGAUUUGGCUAAGAAUUGUGUGCGCUUUCGGAGUAUAUUUGUAUCUAUUCUUUAUAGAUAGUGUUUUGCUACGAAAAACUGAUGCCAUGUAUAGCUUAGUUCCAUAUUGCUGAGCCUACUGCAGAAUGUUUGGCCUCUGAGCUAAUGUAAUGUAAAGAGCUUCUUCAUUUUCAUUUCAAGCUUAGGACAGGACUAUCAUGAUCUUUUGUUCUCCUAA
Molecule: messenger RNA, 2805 nt
Organism: Syzygium oleosum
Lineage: Eukaryota; Viridiplantae; Streptophyta; Magnoliopsida; Myrtales; Myrtaceae
Product: scarecrow-like protein 30
Exons: 2
Coding region: 456-2588 (710 amino acids)
Biological process (GO): regulation of DNA-templated transcription
Cellular component (GO): nucleus
Molecular function (GO): DNA-binding transcription factor activity; sequence-specific DNA binding
Source: RefSeq, a predicted model, not a curated record